ACUAGCGUAUUUUGAAAAUAAUUAAUUUAAGUUCUAUUGAGGUUUUACAAUUUAAUUUCAAUAAAAAUGGGCGACGACGAGUCUUCGUGCGAUGUUAUUUUUGUUUCAUCUGACGGAUCUCAAACAUAUGUAGAAAACCCUGACAGACCAAUAAUAAAACUAUUUGAAAGACUGAUAGGUAAUGAUACGAAACAAAACACAGUAUUGACCAAUGCACAAAUUGUUAAUAUAUUGAAUAAGGAAUUUGAUGUGGACGUCAGUAAAGUGAAUCUAUUAGAAAUAGAGAUAUACACAAACAUCAUAAAGAAGUAUCUCAAAGAUUGGCCGGAAUGGGAUAAAUUUGAAAAGGAUGUUAUGAAUUUGGAAUCACAAAAGAAUAGGGAAGAUAUAAAAAAUAUCAUAGAAAUAAACUAUAUAGCAAUUAAAGAUUAUUUACAAAGUAAAUUGGAUAUUGUAAAAUUAUUAUUGCCAUCAAAUUAUUAUCUAAGUGAAAUGCCACAAAAAGAGAAAGUCGAAAAAAAUUUAGAAAACAAAAGUUCCGAUGAUGAGAAAAUUGUAAUGGAAGUGUGCGCUACGAAAGCCCAAUUAAAUAAUCUAAUAUUAAGACAUCCGAAACAUAAUAAUUAUAUUUUCAAUUGGGAAGAGUCACAAAACGAUAAUUGCCUCGUAUUGCCAAUAAAGGCGAUUUUACACUGGGGGGGAAUAAACAUAAUAGCCAAACUAGCAUGGUCACAAUCAGAAAUGUUAUUAUUUAAAUAUGAAAAUCGUCAUAAAUCAAAAUACACUCUAGUCAAUAAAAAACUUCCGAUCCAACCAAAUAAGAUUGAACAUUUAACUAAAUGGCAAAUGAAAUGUAAAAAUCAAAACAAAAUAAACAUGUCUAUUGAAGAUCUUCUAAAUGUAAUGCAAAGUAAUGCAAAUCGUGGAACUUCUUCAUGGCAUAGUAUAUUAAAAAUUAUACAUAACGAUUUAAAAAUAUUAACUCAAGAUAUGCCUUCUUAUAUAAACUUGCCAGUUGAAUUUAGAAAACAUUUAAGUAAAUAUAGUUAUGUUAGAUAUAUGUAUAAAGAUGUGACGGAAUCGAUUGCGGAAAAUGGUGAAAAUUACGAUUUGCAAUUAGAAGAAAUGGUAACACCGAUUUGUUAUUUAAAUAUAGAUCUUCAUAAGACUAGUAAUCAGAAGGAGUAUUUGAGACUUGAAUGCGAUAUAUGUAAAAUGGAUUUAAAAGGUAAAGACAUACAAUGCGCUAUCGAUCAACACUUUAGUAUGUACCAUAUUGUGGAACCGGACUGGCAAUGUGUCAAUUGUAAUACAACAAUAUCAGCUAGAGAACUUGCAAAUAUGAACUGGCAACACACAUGCCCGUUAAAUCGUAACAAUUUGUUGCAAAAUCUAUAUAAAUAGAUUUUUAUGGACUAAAGAAAGAAUUUAUACUUGUACAGAAUGACAAAUUUAUCUGUCCCAGUAAAAGAUGUGGUUACCGUUGUCAUAGAUUAAUAAUAUCUGACCUGGUGGAUCUAAGUCAGACUAAAUUAUUACAGCUCGCUUGCUACUGUUAAAAUCAAAAAGUGUCACAUUGUCCUUUUUGUACUGUAGUCAUGUUAUUUUUUUUUCUACAUCCCAUUAUCUAUGCCCAUGUAGUUUUUACAUGUUUUCUGUCAGAACUAACCGCGAUUGCAACGCCUCUCUGGUCGUGCCAAAUAUCCUUGUUUGAUUUAUUUUGUUAGAAAAUAUGUUACAUCUACUUAGACAUUGUUAAUGAUAGAUAGUAACAGCAAAACGAGAAUCUUAUGUCAUUUUUUGACAGAGGAGGGUGGCGCUGAAGAGCCAGUGAGGUAUAAUUUGUCAAAAUUUUUAUUUUUUAGUCUGUUACCUAUAUAUCCACCAGUUCAGAUAAUUUUGUAUUAUAUCGAAAGACAAAACGAAUAUUUUGGUAGUGAAAUUUGACGGUAAUAUUUAAUAUA
Molecule: messenger RNA, 1964 nt
Organism: Papilio machaon (common yellow swallowtail)
Lineage: Eukaryota; Metazoa; Arthropoda; Insecta; Lepidoptera; Papilionidae
Exons: 2
Coding region: 67-1404 (445 amino acids)
Source: RefSeq, a predicted model, not a curated record